GUAAUCACCAGGGAUUACAGACGGUGGCAUUCGUAAAAAAUAAAUUAAAAUUAUUGCCACUGUAGGUCAUAAAUGUCAUUUAAAAAAGGUUGUUUGUUUGAUACCUUUUGGUAAAUUAUGUUAACACAACAUGUUAGGUUUCUAACUGUUGAACUCUCGAACUAUGGCUCUUCUUUUCACCCAUUUACGUGCAUUAAUAUAACAUUUCCCGUCUAAAAUAACCACAUUUAAAAUAAAACUAGCUCUCUCCAGCUAUGACGUCAUCGUGGCAUCACUUUCCAAAAUGGCGGCAUUUGCGUAGCGACACCGCUGCUAGCAGAGAGGGGAUCGUUGGAGAGAAACGGGUACAGGCUCCAUUCUGAUUUCUUGCCGUGUAUUGCUGGAUGUGAAGCCCCAGGACGAUUUAGUAACUUAGUAACUAGCUAACUACCCUGUUUACUGAUUAAUUUGACCGUGUAAGUGUGGCGUAUUUAGUCAGCCUCCUCGCACUAAUCCGUGUUAGCCCCGUUAGCUCGUGACGCUAGAAUGCAGCCGAUUCGGCGUCUCCGCAUACAAUCACUGGCCACUUUAUUAGGUACACCUGCAAACCGGGUUUUAAUAUAAAAUGGCUAAAUUUGACAAUGCGGGAAAAAUCAGUUGCUCUUAAUGUUAAUAGUUUGAAAGGACAGAGAUAUAUUUGAUUACAUUUCGAUGACCUAUUUAGUUAUAGCUAUGUUAUUACACUUUGACCAGGCAAAAAAAAAAAAUAAAAAAAAUAUAUAUAUAUAUAUAUAUACACAUAUAUAUAUAUAUAUAUAUAUAUAUAUAUAUAUAUAUAUAUACAGUUGUCACAUUUGUCAGAAAUGUAAUGCUGCCACACCAGCAAAAUAGAAACCAGUCAAUAUCAUAACAUGAAAAGUUAUUAGUUUAAACAAUAAACGUUUCAUGUUAUAGCUGGAGAUGGCUCAGUGUCACUUUUUAUUUGAAUAUCGACCACUAUCAGUCCGAUACUUGUUGACAACACAUUCACCACCUACACCCAUUUCAAGCAAUUUCAAAGACAAGAAUAAUUCUCAUCUCGUCCCUUGUGAAGUAGAAAUAAAAAGUGACUCGGCUAAAAUGCUGUUGCUGAUCUUUAUCUCUAUAAUAUACAAUGGUUUAUUGUUAGAACAAUAUACAGGUCUUUUUCAGUAUAGUAUAGUACAUACUGUAUAUUUGAGAUGAAUAGGUCCUUGGCAGAAGUGGAUCCCUGACCUGUUGUGCCAUAUGUUGUAAUCUGAUCAUUGAGAUUUGACACCAUCACCGGCUGUUCAGACUACUUUCAUCCACAAUGUUUAAUAACAGCAGAAUCUCUCCUCAUCUCGACCUGAGCUUGAGGUGGAAUCUUGUAAAUGAACCACGUCCCUCAGUUUUCAUUUCACUGGUUUGGCAGCACUACGCUGAGAUAUGGGACAGUCUGACCAUUCGAUGUCUGUAUUUACACCGUCGCUGUUGUAGCGACAAUCAUUUCAGAGCUCACACCUGCUGAGGAGAAGAUUUGGAGGAGUUCGACAGAUGAAGAAAUGAAAUGAAUUCUUCUGAAGAGUUGAAACAGGAGGACAAAGAAGAAAGCAGACCCCAUCAGUGUCAGAGCUGUGGGAAAUGUUUCCGCCGGAUUUGCAGUCUGAGAAGACACGAAAUCACCCACGACGCAGAGAAACUCCAUCACUGCGAGCUGUGCGGCAGCAGUUUCAGCCAACUGAGCGCGUACAAUCUCCACCUGUAUACUCACCCGGAAGAGACGGCGUACCGCUGUGACCAGUGCGGGGAGGAUUUCAGCGAGCAGAGCUCCUACAGAAAACACCUGCGUGACCACAAUGGACCGUACCAGUGUGUCCAGUGUGAAAAGACUUUCACGUACUUCAGUAUAUACAAGAUACACAUGCGCGUCCACACCAAAGAGAAGCCCUACUGCUGUGACCAGUGUCCAAAGAGUUUCAGUUUUUUAAGUUCAUACAAGCGACACUUGCUAAGUCACAGUGGAGAGAAACCCUACCAGUGUGACUUCUGUGGAAAAGGUUUCACCCAGUCAGGACAUUUUAACCUGCACCUGCGCAACCACACAGGCGAGAAACCCUACGAGUGCGAACAAUGUCAGAAGAGUUUCAACGACGUCAGUAGUUACAAAAUACACCUACGCGUCCACACCGGAGAGAAGCCAUACUGCUGUGACCAGUGUGGGAGGAGCUUCUCCCAGCUCGGGAACUACAAGUCACAUCUGCGCAUCCACACAGGAGAGAAACCAUUCCAGUGCGAGUUAUGUGACAAGAGUUUCUCCAUCUCAAAGACAUACAAACUCCACGUGCGCACGCACACCGGAGAGAAACCGUACAAGUGUGAAGAAUGUGGCAAAUGCUUUGGUCGCCCCAGCAACCACAUGCGCCACGUUCGUAUCCACAGCGGGGAGCAGCCGUACAAAUGUGACCAGUGUGGGAAAUGCUUCAACAGUUCUUUCAGUUAUGGCCGCCACAAGCGCGUCCACACCGGAGAGAAGCCUUACUGGUGUUCACAGUGCAAGAGGCUGUUCACACGUUCACACACUCUGAAGAAACACCGCUGCGUCAGACUCGAUGAAGACCGUUCAACAGCGAUCACCAGAGAGGAGCAGACGAGGACCUGCUCGACAAUGGCACCAACCAUUAACAACCAACAACAGUCAAUCAUUUGAAGUACAUGUCUGUGUGGUAUUGGAACAACAUGGUGCCCAUGAGUGUGUGACUCGGGCUGCAUUUGUCUGUCCUAACCCUGCUGAGGGGCCAUCCACACGGAAACUGCGUUUUAGGAGAGACCUGAAACUAUUUUUUGUAAACACGUGGGAUGCUGGCCUUGCGUUUCCGUGGAGACAGUGAAUACGCUACUUAACCUCAUAUUCCCACGCCUCUCUUGUGCUGUCAUUCAUCGUCUUGUGCUUUGGAGAUUGGAUAUCGGAAAGUAUUUAGGUUUAUAUCGGAAAGUCGCCAGAUGAUUUUUUUAAGUAAAAAAGAAAAAAAGUAUUUGGUGUAGCGUUACAGCGCCACCCACGGUCCUGGCAACUUUUAUUAACGCGGCAAAGAAGAGCCUGUGAUAAUAUUGACCAAACUCAACAGGUGUCAAGCUCCACCUUAACCCGACAUGCCUCAAUACUCUUGUCUGUCACGGUGGUUGUUAGCCUUUAUUAUUAUGCCAGUUGACUCAUUGACACCAUUCGUUAAUCCUGUACUGGGAUUGUAUUCUAUAUGUAAGUGGUUGUUCUAUGGUUCAACUUGCAGAUGGAAACACUUGAAAUUAAAGUGUUGAUGAAAUAGAGUUGGAAAAGUGCAAUAAGAGCUUUUGUCUUCUGACGUCUGUAAAUAUGAAACUACGAGCACGUGUUUCAAAUUACUCCUCUUGUAACUUGUUUGUACUUUGUCAAGUGUAUUCUAUUAUUGUAUAUUUUAUACAUGAUUACUAUCUAUUUGACUGGAAAGGGAGGAGGUGGGUUGUGCGAUCUGAAAAUGCAAUGUUGUUGUGGAAGAUGGAAAAUGACACCAUCAGUGUUGGAGCAUACGAACAUGUUCUGUAAAAUGAACGUUUCAAUAAAGGAAUUAAGAAUGAA
Messenger RNA from Solea senegalensis (Senegalese sole), 3592 nucleotides. RefSeq names its product zinc finger protein 239-like. Bases 1547 to 2686 code for a protein of 379 amino acids. The transcript has 2 exons. NCBI's taxonomy places the organism in Eukaryota, Metazoa, Chordata, Actinopteri, Pleuronectiformes, Soleidae. Gene Ontology annotation, molecular function: RNA polymerase II transcription regulatory region sequence-specific DNA binding; DNA-binding transcription factor activity, RNA polymerase II-specific. Gene Ontology annotation, cellular component: nucleus. The record is from RefSeq and is a predicted model, not a curated record. Gene Ontology annotation, biological process: regulation of transcription by RNA polymerase II.